AUGGCGACCUUGGAGGAAACUGAACUCUGCUUUCCACAACUCCUCAACAGCUCCUGCAGGAAGCCAAUACGUCCUCACUUUGAGACCAUGCUGAUUUACAUUCUGCUGUCCUUCAUCGCUCUGCUCACUGCAGCUCUUAACCUGCUGGUCAUCAUCUCUGUCUCCCACUUCAAGCAGCUCCACACCCCCACCAACCUCCUCCUCCUCUCUCUGGCUGUCUCAGAUUUCUUCGUUGGUCUCCUCAUGUUCUUUCAAAUUGUCCUCAUAGACGGCUGCUGGUUCCUUGGUGACCUAAUGUGUACUCUGUAUCAGUAUGUAGCGUAUAUCAUUGCCUCCUCUUCAGUAGGAUCCAUGGUGCUCAUAUCUGUUGACCGCUAUGUAGCUAUUUGUCAUCCUCUGCAUUACUCCAGUGAAAUCACACUAAAAAGAGUUCAGGUGUGUGUUUGUCUGUGUUGGAUAUGUUCUGUAAAUUUUCAAAGUCUGAUCUUGAAGGAUAUAUUGAAACAACCAGGCAGGUAUCACUCCUGUGUUGGAGAGUGUAUAGUUUUCAUUAACUACAUUGCAGGACUUGCAGACCUCACCUUUUCCUUCAUUGUUCCCAUUAGUGUUAUUGUGGUUUUGUACAUGAGAAUAUUUGUGGUGGCUGUGUCUCAGGCUCGUGCCAUGCAGUCUCAUAUUGCAGCUGUCACACAAUCAGGGAAAGUCACUGCAAAGAAAUCUGAAAUGAAAGCAGCCAGAACUCUUGGAGUUGUUGUAGUUUUGUUUCUAAUAUGUCUCUGUCCAUAUUAUUGUGUUGCUCUGACAGGCCAAGAUAACUUGCUUAAUGAUUCAUCUGCUGUCUUUGUGAUAUGUUUGUAUUAUUUCAACUCCUGCUUAAACCCUGUAAUAUAUGCCCUUUAUUAUCCCUGGUUUAGAAAAUCAACUAAGCUCAUACUUACAUUUAAGAUACUGCAGCCUGACUCCAGUAAGGCAAACAUAUUAUAAUAAGACUGCAUGAGCCUGAAAUAAGGUCCUCAGAAUGAAUGAGAAAUGUGCCCUGUCAUAGAGAAACAAUAUGUCAGUAAAGUUAUUAAAUGCUGUUAAUCUCAUCUAUAUAUUUAUAUUGCUUAUGCUAUAAUAUGAUGUUCUUGAAGAAUGAAUGAAGCCACUGAGUGGAGAGCAGAGAACCUACUUCAGAUGUGUUAAUUUGUUUUGUAAUUUUCUUUCAAAACAGCAUCUUGUGGAUUUACUGUGUCGUCUAUAAAUGUCAGUACUGUAACCUAUUUUUGUUGUGAUAGCAGUGUGUUAAGCAGGAUGGAUACUAAAGAAAAAUGCAGGUUUUCAUUCCCAACUUGUGGUCAUAUUUUUCAGAUGUUAUAUCCACAUUAGAAGAAUCUUGACUGAAAGUGCACCCCA
Acanthopagrus latus (yellowfin seabream) is the source of this 1395-nucleotide messenger RNA. RefSeq names its product trace amine-associated receptor 13c-like. Bases 1 to 984 code for a protein of 327 amino acids. The transcript has 2 exons. Gene Ontology annotation, molecular function: trace-amine receptor activity. Gene Ontology annotation, cellular component: membrane. Gene Ontology annotation, biological process: G protein-coupled receptor signaling pathway. The record is from RefSeq and is a predicted model, not a curated record. Lineage: Eukaryota; Metazoa; Chordata; Actinopteri; Spariformes; Sparidae.